Cynocephalus volans (Philippine flying lemur) is the source of this 4171-nucleotide messenger RNA. RefSeq names its product tetraspanin 18 (gene TSPAN18). Gene Ontology annotation, cellular component: plasma membrane. The record is from RefSeq and is a predicted model, not a curated record. The transcript has 10 exons. Lineage: Eukaryota; Metazoa; Chordata; Mammalia; Dermoptera; Cynocephalidae. Bases 372 to 1118 code for a protein of 248 amino acids.
GAGUUGGCGCGGGGUCCGGCCGCCGCCGCUGGAAGGCAGGGGGCUCCGCAGCUCCGUGCCCUCGGUGCGCUCCGCCGCUGCGUCCCCGGGGACUUGGAGACCCCACGCGCGCGGCCCUCGGGGGACUGCUGGACACGGUAGGCAUCUCCUGAACAGCCUGGAGCUUGCAGUGGCCAGAGCUUCUAACACCGUCAUCAAAGCAACUUGAAUCCCUUGAAUUUGAUUGCUAGGAACGUGGGCAUAAUACCUUUGCAGACUUCCCAACGUAAGCUACCCAGGACAAGCUGGGCUGAUAAAAGAUAAAUACACAAGCCCCUUUGACAGGAGACUCCGUCCUGCAGAUACCUGAAGAACUGCCCAGGUGGGACACCAUGGAAGGCGACUGUCUGAGCUGCAUGAAGUAUCUGAUGUUUGUUUUCAAUUUCUUCAUAUUUCUGGGUGGGGCCUGCCUGCUGGGUGUCGGCAUCUGGGUCAUGGUGGACCCCACUGGCUUCCGGGAGAUCGUGGCAGCCAACCCGCUACUCAUCACAGGCGCCUACAUCCUCCUGGCCAUGGGGGGCCUGCUUUUUCUGCUCGGCUUCCUGGGCUGCUGCGGGGCCGUCCGCGAGAAUAAGUGUCUGCUGCUGUUUUUCUUCCUGUUCAUCCUGGUCAUCUUCCUGGCAGAGCUCUCAGCGGCCAUCCUGGCCUUCAUCUUCAGGGAAAAUCUCACCCGUGAAUUCUUCACCAAGGAGCUCACCAAGCACUACCAGGGCAAUAACGACACAGAUGUCUUCUCUGCCACCUGGAACUCGGUCAUGAUCACAUUUGGUUGCUGCGGGGUCAAUGGGCCUGAAGACUUCAAGUUUGCAUCAGUUUUUCGGCUCCUGACUUUGGACAGUGAUGAGGUGCCAGAGGCCUGCUGCCGAAGAGAACCCCAGACUCGGGAUGGGGUCUUGCUGAGCAGGGAGGAGUGUCUCUUGGGACGGAGCCUAUUCCUAAACAAACAGGGCUGUUACACAGUGAUCCUUAACACCUUCGAAACCUACGUCUACCUGGCUGGAGCCCUCGCCAUAGGGGUGCUGGCCAUCGAGCUUUUCGCCAUGAUCUUCGCCAUGUGCCUCUUCCGGGGCAUCCAGUAGAGGGUAGGGCCUGCAGCCUGAAGACACCCUGCCCACCACUGCCCAGCACACAAUGCCCUCCCCUGUCCCUCCCCCCAUCCUCUUGUUCCCCGGGGAGGAGGCAGGCCAUCAUGGAUGGCCAAAAGAAGGGCCAGGGGAAUAGAGCUAUUUUUUUAACAAAACAAAAUGAAGACAAUAUGGACUGAUGUACCCUCACCUGGACUCCAGGCAGGUGCCAUGGGCUCUCCACAGGAACCCUAACAUCUAGUCCAGGAUGCGGUCGCUCUAGAGACCGAAGGAACACCAGUACCAGGUCCCUUUCUUGGCCCAGCCAGACUCUGCCAUCCCAGACCUGGGCCUUCUCUCUUCACAGAGUCAGGACCUGGUGCCACGAAAGUGAGGAUUUAUGAAACAGGAGGCAAAAGCAAAUCUCGGAGGAGUCGCCAAAGUCCAGGGGGCCCCAAAGAGACUCAGUCCCCACGUUCUUGAGUAUUCAGACCCUACAGCGCAAUCCCUCGUGCACCGGAAGAUGGAGUUGUCCCUGCUUCAGGCUGGGGCCAAUAAUGGGCUGUGGACGCUGGAUCCAAGAAUGGCCCAGCUGGCAGGGUCCUUGCUUUCCCAUCUUUUGGGACCAAAUAAUCUCAAAGGCCCAGAGAGGGGCAGUGACCUGUCCACAGUCACACAGCACAGGCAUGACAGUUGUGAACAGGAACCUGGGUCAUCUCUAGGCUGCUGUCACUCCAUCCAGGACUGUCAGAUCUGCUGCUCACGAGCCCCUCUGGCCUCAGCUAGGAAAAUUCUGUACUAUGCCCUCCCUGCCCUCCCACCUUUCCACACUUCUCUCUAAGCCCCCACAAACACACAUGUACACACAUCGCAUUCCCUUGUCUACACUGCCCACCUCACCCCACAAGCCACCCCUUUCUUGUCUUUCCCCAACUCCCUGGCUCCCAGGGUGGAAGAAACAUCCAAGAUCAUCUGGUUCUCCCUCUCCUCACCCAGAACUGAGGCUUGGAUGUCUUCUGCAUGAUCCCUGCCAAGACUUCUCCACCUCUUCUUGCAUACCUCUGUGGACGGGAAGCUUACUACCUCCCAAGGCAGCCUCUGCCUUCGGACUGCUCUGGCUUUAGAAAAUCAGCUCAAUAUACAGAAGAGGUCUCUUUUUCUCUGGUUCCGUCCAUGGCAUCCCACCUGCUCACUCUCUUUCCUGGAGUGUUACGGUCACACUCCCCUGAGCCCUCUUACCUUCAGGCUAAAGAACCCCCAGGACAUCUCAGCUGUUUCUGCUGUGACACAGUUCCCUGUCCUUUUGCAGUCCACGUCAUAUUUCUGAGUGUUCCCUCCAGGCUCAGGCAGGGAGAGGCUUCCCCACAGACUCACAGAUUCAUACCCACAUGACACCCACAAAUACACAGGCCUCACAUUCUAGACCAGUGUUGGCAGCUGGAUUGCAAGAUGCCUCGACCCUAAUCAAGUUCUGCCAGCGACCUGAGUUUUGGUCUGGACACAGCGGGAGAGAACAGCGUAAUCCUGGUUAGUCAUGUCUGCCAUGGGUACAGGGAUGGUAGAAGCUGCCUGUUCUCUCUCCACUGUCCCUCUUCAGGUCCUAGGAAGAGGCUGUUCUGUCUCACAAGCCACUGGCACCCUGUACCAGCUCCCAGCCUCUCCUGGUGCCUGGGGGAGAGAGAGCUACAGCCUAGAGCCCAGGGUUGCCUGCCCUUGCCAGCUGCCCCCCUCUGAGACGCAGCCAGCUCUGUGCCUGCUGUAAAGAUUGUUUGACCUUCUCCCAUCUCCUUCUGCCCCCUACCAGCCCUGGCCCCUCUCUCCAGGUAUCUGAGCUUGGGCUUCCCAAGUUGUCCUACCAGCCUGUCCUGGAGACUACAAAUAAUGCCAGGAGCUCCCUAGAGGCUGAGCUCCCAGGAUCCAGGGGCACUUGCAACUUGGUUCCCCAGCCCAGCCUCAGAAGACCUGGGGCCUGCCCUCUCAGGACCCACUCAUUCUUAGCUCCAGCUUCCUGGAAGAGACAAAUGGCCAGUCUGAAGUUGACAAAAAUCCCAAACGCAGGCUGGGUAGGACUAAGUCAAAUCACACAGCUGUGGCUCCAGUCCAGGGACAUCCCAGGCUUCUGGGGCCCAUAAACAAAGUUAGAGGGAGGACCCAGGAGAAAGGGCAGGGCACGGAGGGGCAGCUGGCUGAGGUGGGUUCAAGGGUGGAUCUGACAACUUCAUUCCCACGGCCUUUCCAUAAAGGUGUCAAGGCGCCCUAAGUCAGCCCCAAUUCACUCCCCAGCCAUUGACCAUUCUCAGGCUGGAAGGGGAAAGCUGGCAGUCUCUGUUCCCAGCACGGGCUGGUAGCUAUUUGCAAGGCUGCCUGAGGCCAUUCCUAGGGGGCAUUCAAAAGAAAGUUCAGCCCAAAUCAGACUUGAGCCUCCCUCCAGACCUGCAGGCACCAGGAUUCACCCAGAUACAACCCACAUUAGGUUCUGGUGGUGCUGUUUGGUGGAAGGAGAGGGAUGGGUAGGGAUGCUUCUUUUUUUCUUUUUGCUCCAGGAUACAACAGCGCACACCCCACUAACAGGGCAAGGAACAAGGAAGACUUUACACUGUUAGUCACACACCCUGUCCUGUACUGAAAGCCACUUUCCUGCUCCAAAGCUUCUGCCUCUUGGAGAAGGGAAUAUAUCUUACGGGCUGGGAGUCAGGAGCUCAGGCCCUUGCCCAGGCUCCUUGUUAAUGUCCAGCCUUGUUGCUUGGGCCUCUCCUUAGCCUUUCCUGUCCCUCUGUCCAUGCCCAAGGGGCCCAGACAGGAAUCCCCAAACCAGCAGAGGCCCCAGCAUCCCUGUCUCCCCAGAGGCCCCCUGUUCCUGUCCCCCGUGAGUCCUAUGUUGAAAGUCUAUUUUAAAAACUGUACAUGUUCCUUGCGGUAGAUAGCAGAGCUAAUUUAUCAUGUUUAUUUCCUGUGAGCCCCCCCCUUUUAUAUUAUAUAUCGAGAAGUUUUUGUAAUAUAAAACAGGACACCCACACUGAUGGUUUUGCACUGGUUUUUGUGACUGUUUCUUACAAAAAGAAAAAAGA